GUUGAGGAACCAAAUUCCAUUUAGAAUUUGCCUCAAGUUUUUGGUUAUAAAAGUAACAGUACAACAAACAACAUUCCAAGAGCUUAACCACAUUCCAUACAAUGAAAAUUUCUCGCAGUUUCCUCUUUAUGAUCAUAACCACAUCCCUAUGCUAUCAAACCAUAGCUCAACCAGACUUUUACCCAUCAUGUUACACUGAUAAUGGAAACUACACAACAAACAGCACAUAUCAACACAAUCUUAACAAACUUUUAUCAACUCUCACUUCCAACACAGAAAUCACCUAUGGUUUCUACAAUUUCACCGAUGGCGUAGACAACGACAAAGUAUACGCCAUAGGAUUAUGCAGAGGAGAUGUUAAUCCACAAAACUGUCGUAAAUGUCUCAACAAUUCAAGAUAUCUUCUAACACAAAAUUGUCCAAACAAAAAAGAAGCAAUUGGUUGGAUUGACGAAUGCAUGUUGCAUUACUCGCAUCGAUCAAUAUUCGGACUGAUGGAAACAACACCUGGAUUUUCUAUGUGGAGUCCAUAUAACGCAACAGAUGUGGAUGAAUAUAAUAAAGUGUUGGGAAAAUUGUUGUAUGAUUUGAAAAAUGAAGCUUCAUCUGGUGAUUCUAUGAAAAAAUUUGCUACGGCGAAUGUUUCAGGUCCGAAUUUUCAGGAUAUAUAUAGUCUUAUGCAGUGUCCACCUGAUGUAAGUUCUAUGGAUUGUAAUCAAUGUUUAGAUGAAGCUAUUGCUCGUCUUCCAUCUUGUUGUGAAAAUAGGAUUGGUGCCAGAGUUGUUAGAGCAAGUUGUACUCUUAGAUAUGAAAAAUAUAGGUUCUAUGAACUUACCGGUCAACCGCGACAGCCGCCACCACCACCUAAUUCACCAUCCACUAAUAACACUUCCUCUCAAGGUAAAGCUCAUACACCAAGAAUUAUAACAAUCAUAGGAAUUCCGGUUGUUAUUGUUGUUUUGGUUCUCUGUUUCAUCUGCAUCUAUUUACGACUACGAUUGAAGAAGCCCAAUAAAACUACUAAAAUUCCGUCAGACGCUGAGGAUGAAAUUACAACCUUUGAGUCAUUACUAUUCGACUUUGACACUAUUAGAGUUGCUACGAAUGACUUCAAUGAUUCUAAUAAACUUGGAGAAGGCGGAUUUGGAGCUGUUUAUCAGGGAAAACUCUUGAAUGGACAAGUGAUUGCUGUCAAAAGAUUGUCCAUGAAUUCUGGCCAAGGAGAUAUAGAAUUUAAGAAUGAAGUGCUUUUAAUGGCCAAACUUCAACACCGAAAUUUAGUUAGACUACUUGGUUUUACUAUUGAAGGGAGAGAAAGACUACUUGUCUAUGAGUUUGUUCCUAAUAAAAGUCUUGACUUCUUCAUAUUUGAUCCAAUAAAGAAAACACAGUUAGAUUGGGAAAAACGCUACAAAAUCAUUCAAGGUAUAUCUCGAGGUGUUCUGUAUCUUCAUGAGGACUCUCGACUCCGUAUUAUACACCGCGAUCUUAAAGCAAGCAACAUUCUCUUAGACGGAGACAUGAAUGCUAAGAUAUCCGAUUUUGGCAUGGCAAGACUAAUUCUGGUGGAUCAAACACAAGCAAAUACAAGUAGAAUUGUUGGAACUUAUGGAUAUAUGGCACCUGAGUAUGUAAUGCAUGGAGAAUUUUCAGUGAAAUCCGAUGUCUUUAGUUUUGGUGUACUAGUUCUCGAGAUUAUAAGUGGACAAAAGAACAGUGGUAUUCGUCAUGGGGAUGAUUCAUUGGACCUAUUGAGCUUUGCAUGGAAAAGUUGGAGGGAAGGAACAGCUGCAAGUAUUAUUGAUUCAUCACUAUACAACAGUUCAAGAAAUGAAAUCUUGAGAUGCAUUCAUAUUGGUUUACUUUGUGUUCAAGACAAUGUAGCUAAAAGACCAACCAUGUCCACUGUUGUACUCAUGCUAAGUAGCUAUUCUCUCAGUCUUUCUAUACCUUCAGAACCUGCAUUUUUUAUGGGCAGUAGAACUAGAAGCCUUCCAGAAAUGAGGCUGUGGGAAGAGAACUCAGGGACAACAAAAUCAAGCCAAUCCACAACCAAAUCAGAUCGUGAAUCAUUUAAUGAGGCUUCAUUUACAGAUCCAUAUCCUCGUUAGGUCUUAGAAUUUAUAAUAUGUUCCUGCAAAAUCUUGCUUAAACAAACUACUUGGCAUAUCCUAUUUGUAAAUCAUCGUUCUAUUUGUCUUAAAGUGUUAUCUUUUGCACCAUUACUAUUUGCAACUAUAGUGAUUUUUUUUGUCUUGACCCUUCUUUCCUAGGACAAAAUUAAAGGUCCUAAUGAUUUGAAGUUCGGCUGAGAGGUAAGUAAGACUUGACUAAGGAUUGUUCCAGCCAAGGAUCAAAUUAUGUUAUUUCCGAUCAAUUCAACCUUAUUUGCAGCUCA
Trifolium pratense (red clover) is the source of this 2398-nucleotide messenger RNA. Its product is annotated as cysteine-rich receptor-like protein kinase 26. Lineage: Eukaryota; Viridiplantae; Streptophyta; Magnoliopsida; Fabales; Fabaceae. The record is from RefSeq and is a predicted model, not a curated record. The transcript is spliced from 7 exons. The coding region runs from base 102 to 2111 and encodes 669 amino acids. Gene Ontology annotation, molecular function: ATP binding; protein kinase activity. Gene Ontology annotation, biological process: protein phosphorylation.